AUGAGCAAGAGGCGCAGGCGGUAGGACCUGUCAAUUCACAAUUUUUAUAAAGCAUUGGGGUUUCAUGUCUAUCAUUAGCUAAAUUAAUUUGUAACCUAGUUCAUCAGGAGUAUUGCUCCACCACGUUCAUGACAAACCAAAUAGUUUAGGCUUAGACAUACAUUAGUUUUGUGGACUGUAUGUUUUUCUGCUGGACUGCUAUGGAGACAGAGCCCUCAUGGGUGUGCGGUUAACACCUGAGAGAUCUCGGUGAAGUCAUUUUGGAGCUAUUUCUACUUCAACCAUAGAGAUCCUAUAAUCCAAUAAUUAGUUAUAGGAUUUCUAUGACCUCAAACAAUACCUAGUACAAUAUUGAUCCUAUUUGAAUUUAACUGGACUAAGAAAUUCUGAAUAUAAAAGGUAGUGGACAUGUGAUGCCAGAAGUCACAACCCUACUUGUCAAGACAUGUGGCAUCCUUUAGGCUGCACUAAAGUUGUCACAUGGUUCCAUCCACAAUGGGGGAUGGAAUGGGCAUAGUAUUGUGUGGUUUUGAUUUCUGGUGUCAUUUGUUCCACUAGGCGUGGGACAGUCUGGCUGAGGUGAUAAGGUUGAUUGUUGAUUGAAGUCUGGCAGAAAAACAUGCUGGCUCCCCCAAGUUAUCAUCAGAGUGGACAAUGGACUUGUCAAGCUCCGAGGUCAGUUGGUCCAAUGUUUGAUACAUGUUUUAUCAACUGUAAAAGCAUGACAGUUACACAUCAUUCUGAAUUCAGAUACAUUAUGCUUAAUAACAUUAUGGAUGAUGGUGUUUUUUCACUUCUACUUUAGGAGCUUUAUUGCUGAGAUGCAGUUGUUUGUAAGACAGCUUGGUAGAAGUAAGUGCCAACUUUUUCAUUCAACUCAAACUGAAUUGUCUAUCGGAUGUAAACUGCUUUGUUUAAAUGUCUGUAGAUGAGUCUCAGAAAGAUUAGAUAUUUCCAAGUUCUGGAGAACAUGUUAACAAUGACAAAGUUGUUUAGUAGCUGUCUGGAGAUGACUUCACAUGCAGAGUUAAGAAAUACAUUUUAAUUUGUUUUGUAGAUAUAAUUGCCCGUGAGCAUGGCUCUAACAAGAAGCUGGCAGCCCAGUCCUCUGCAUUGUCUAUCGUCCGUCAACUUUACCAUCUGGGUGUCAUUUAGUCUUAUACUCGCAGUACUAAGAAGAAAGAGGGGGAAAUUGUAAGUAACGUGUUUUACUGCUGAAAGAAUAGUUAUUCACUUAUUUGGAGUUAGUACAUUUGUUUAAUAAUGACAGGGUCUUUAUGUUGUAUGCUUUGUGUUUGUUUUAACCUAUGGUUGGUUGAACCUUGGUGUCUUCACAGUUGGAGGCUUUUGAGGUGAAUGUGGUGGAUGAUCUGCAACAUCAGCUACAGAGUAUGGCCCAAGAACUGGGUGUUGUAAUUCCACCUCCAGUAAGUCUCAUUUAUAUGAUGACAUUUAUUAACCGUUAUACCGUUUCAAUUAGUAUCCAUCUUGUUGCACAGAAAAGCAAAGUACUGUAUGUGAUUGAUAUGAGUGUGACCUUGAUUAUGAGGAUUAUGAGUUAAACAUUUUGCCUGUCCCCAGCCACCUGAUCCAAGUACCCCAGUGUCCCUAGUCCAAGGGAAGAUGGCUGUGUUUGAGCCCUCCCAGAGACAGAGCUUGGCCGGGGUGGUGCCCUGGUCCCAUCCGCAAGUCAACUGGAAUCCCUGGACCAGCAGCAAUAUCGACGAGGGCCCACUAGCAUUUGUGAGUCAGACUUGUUUCUAGCUGUACAUUUACUAAAAGAAAUGCAACAAUAUACAGUGAGGGGAAAAAAGUAUUUGAUCCCCUGCUGAUUUUGUACGUUUGCCCACUGACAAAGAAAUGAUCAGUCUAUAAUUUUAAUGGUAGGUUUAUUUGAACAGUGAGAGACAGAAUAACAACAAAAAAAUCCAGAAAAACGCAUGUAAAUUUUUUUAUAAAUUGAUUUGCAUUUUAAUGAGGGAAAUAAGUAUUUGACCCCCUCUCAAUCAGAAAGAUUUCUGGCUCCCAGGUGUCUUUUAUAUAGGUAACGAGCUGAGAUUAGAGUGCUCCUAAUCACAGCUUGUUACCUGUAUAAAAGAUACCUGUCCACAGAAGCAAUCAAUCAAUCAGAUUCCAAACUCUCCACCAUGGCCAAGACCAAAGAGCUCUCCAAGGAUGUCAGGGACAAGAUUGUAGACCUACACAAGGCUGGAAUGGGCUACAAGACCAUCGCCAAGCAGCUUGUUGAGAAGGUGACAACAGUUGGUGCGAUUAUUCGCAAAUGGAAGAAACACAAAAGAACAGUCAAUCUCCCUCGGCCUGGGGCGCCAUGCAAGAUCUCACCUCGUGGAGUUGCAAUGAUCAUGAGAACGGUGAGGAAUCAGCCCAGAACUACACGGGAGGAUCUUGUCAAUGAUCUCAAGGCAGCUGGGACCAUAGUCACCAAGAAAACAAUUGGUAACACACUACGCCGUUAAGGACUGAAAUGCCAAUGAACAUCUGAAUGAUUCAGACGAGAACUGUUGAAGAGUGUUGUGGUCAGAUGAGACCAAAACGGAGCUCUUUGGCAUCAACUCAACUCGCCAUGUUUGGAGGAGGAGGAAUGCUGCCUAUGACCCCAAGAACACCAUCCCCACCGUCAAACAUGGAGGUGGAAACAUUAUGCCUUGGGGGUGUUUUUCUGCGAAGGGGACAGGACAACUUCACCGCAUCAAAGGGACGAUGGACCAUCAUGUACCAUCAAAUCUUGGGUGAGAACCUCCUUCCCUCAGCCAGGGCAUUGAAAAUGGGUUGUGGAUGCUUAUUCCAGCAUGACAAUGACCCAAAACACACGGCCAAGGCAACAAAGGGGUGUCUCAAGAAGAAGCACAUUAAGGUCCUGGAGAGGCCUAGCCAGUCUCCAGACCUUAAUCCCAUAGAAAAUAUGUGGAGGGAGCUGAAGAUUCGAGUUGCCAAACGUCAGCCUCGAAACCUUAAUGACUUGGAGAAGAUCUGCAAAGAGGAGUGGGACAAAAUCCCUCCUGAGAUGUGUGCAAACCUGGUGGCCAACUACAAGAAACAUCUGACUUCUGUGAUUGCCAACAAGGGUUUUGCCACCAAGUACUAAAUCAUGUUUUGCAGAGGGGUCAAAUAUUUAUUUCCCUCAUUAAAAUGCAAAUCAAUUGAUAACAUUUUUGACAUAUGUUUUUCUGUAUUUUUUUUUUGUUAUUCUGUCUCUCACUGUUCAAAUAAACCUACCAUUAAAAUUAUAGACUGAUCAUGUCUUUGUCAGUGGGCAAACGUACGAAAUUAGCAGGGGAUCAAAUACUUUUUUCCCUCACUUUAUCUGUAUUUUCUGUGGUUAUUCUCUUCAUAAUGUGUCCUUACUUUCUCUAAAGUAAAGCAGUCUAUUUUGUCAUGGUAGAGCUGCCAUCCUAUCUAAAAGUAUAUAAUUCCCAUUUCCCCCUAGUGCACCCCAGAGCAAAUCAGCGCUGACCUACAACAUGAGCUGACCUAUCAAUUGGAACAAGAUCAAAGCCUACAGAAGGUAUGUUGUUGCCCUGACUUAUUUGCUAUUAUCUUGAUUUAGUGUUAAAUGAUGUUCUGUUAUGUCAUGACUGACCUGCAAAAACUUGUCUCCUAGGUUAUUGGGGAGCGAGAUGGGCUUCCAGUGAAGAAGUUUGAGAGGGAGAUCAUGUCUGCUGUUCAGGGCAACUCAGUGGUGAUCAUUCGAGGGGCGACCGGCUGUGGCAAAACCACCCAGGUUCCUCAGUACAUCCUGGAUCAGUUCAUCAAGAGUGGGAGGGCGUCUGACUGUAACAUUAUUGUAACCCAGGUAAGACUCAAAAUGAAAUAUGCAUGGAUUUGAAUCUCUUCCUUGUUUGUGAUAAGAUAAUGACUUUGUCUUCUUGGGAAACUUUGUUUGGCAGUGUGUAAACGUUAAAAGACAUUACAAACAGAAACACAGGUCCAGGACAUGUUCUGUUACAUGAAUGUACAUAGAAUCUCACGGUGACCUUCUUCCUCAGCCCAGGCGUAUCAGUGCAGUGUCUGUGGCAGAGCGUGUUUCCUACGAGAGAGGAGAGGAUGUCGGUAAGAGCUGUGGGUACAGCGUCCGCUUUGAAUCCAUCCUCCCAUGA
Messenger RNA from Coregonus sp. 'balchen', 4118 nucleotides. NCBI's taxonomy places the organism in Eukaryota, Metazoa, Chordata, Actinopteri, Salmoniformes, Salmonidae. The record is from the annotation of a GenBank genome assembly.